AUGGCCUUUGCAGUAGUUGCCGCCGGUCUGUUUCUCUCGGGCGUUCAGGCACAGUCUUCGGCUCUGUCUGAGAGGCCUCUGCCCGAAAAGGCUCAGAUCAUUGACCAGAAGAGCUUCAAUGUCUUGGAGGUUGUGCCACCGCCUUAUGAGUUCAACGCCACGUCGACCGAGGAAAAACUGAUCCAGAAGCAGGAGUUCCUCUGGCCGGGGGUUACUCAUGAAUCUCUCACCGAGAAGCCUUUCCACAUCUACGAUGCUGAAUUCUUCGACAUUAUUGGCAGCGAUCCGUCGCUAACUCUGGUUGCCACUUCUGAAACAGACCCCAUUUUCCACGAGGCCGUUGUCUGGUACCCUCCGACGGAGGAAGUCUUCUUCGUUCAAAACGCAGGACCUAUCGCUGCGGGGACGGGCCUCAACAAGUCAUCGAUUGUUCAGAAGAUCUCGCUGGCUGACGCCGAGGCCCUUCGCACCGGUUCUCUUGGUACUCCCGAGGUCGAGGUUGUUACUGUGCCGUCAAGCCCUCAGGUCAUCAACCCCAACGGCGGAACGAACUACCAAGGCCAAAUCAUCUUUGCUGGUGAGGGUCAGGGUGACCAUGUCCCAUCGGCACUCUACCUGAUGAACCCACUCGAACCAUACAACACGACCAUCCUUGUCAACAACUACUUCGGCCGACAGUUCAACUCGCUCAACGACGUGGUUGUUAACCGCCGCAAUGGGGACAUCUACUUCACCGACACCCAGUACGGAUACUGGCAGUACUUCCGGCCCGAGCCGGGUCUAAGGAACCAGGUAUAUCGUUUAAACCCCAAGACUGGCGCGCUGACUGUGGUUUCUGACGACUUCGUGUCGCCGAACGGAAUCACUUUCUCACCCGACGGCACAUACGCUUACCGUUACGAGGUCAAAGAGGAUGGAACGUGGGAGAACCGCAAGACAUUUGCCCACACCCACGCGCGUCUGCCAGACGGCGUUCACACCGACUCCAAUGGUAACGUGUAUGCCGGGUGCAACGAUGGGGUUCAUGUUUGGAACCCAUCGGGUAAGCUUAUUGGCAAGAUUUACACCGGCACUGUCGCUGCCAACUUCCAGUUCGCUGGGGAUGGACGUAUGGUUAUUACCGGCCAGACCAAGUUGUUCUACGCAACCCUUGCGGCUUCUGGGGUUGCUUUGACGUAG
Molecule: messenger RNA, 1179 nt
Organism: Colletotrichum spaethianum
Lineage: Eukaryota; Fungi; Ascomycota; Sordariomycetes; Glomerellales; Glomerellaceae
Product: gluconolactonase
Exons: 8
Coding region: 1-1179 (392 amino acids)
Source: RefSeq, a predicted model, not a curated record